UCAGGGGGCUGCGUGUUUCCGGAGGACGUGGCGACUACUCCUGGCGCUCCUGAGGCGGCUCCGGCUUCUCCUCGGUUCUUUGUCCGGCUGGCGCGGCUCCCACCGACAUCAUGAUUUCCCUCACGGAUACGCAGAAAAUUGGGAUGGGUCUUACAGGUUUUGGAGUGUUUUUCCUUUUCUUUGGAAUGAUCCUAUUUUUUGACAAAGCACUUUUAGCUAUUGGAAAUGUUUUAUUUGUGGCUGGCCUGGCUUUCGUGAUUGGUUUAGAAAGAACCUUCAGAUUCUUCUUCCAGAAACACAAAAUGAAAGCCACAGGUUUCUUCUUAGGUGGUGUAUUUAUAGUCCUUAUUGGCUGGCCUCUGAUAGGAAUGGUCUUUGAAAUUUAUGGCUUUUUCCUCUUAUUCAGGGGCUUUUUCCCUGUGGUGAUCGGUUUUAUUAGAAGAGUGCCAGUUCUUGGAUAUCUGUUGAAUUUACCUGGUAUAAGCUCACUUGUAGAUAAAGCUGGAGAAAGCAACAACAUGGUAUAAUGAUUGACAAAGGUCCUGAAGACUGGUUCUAAAUUUAUAUUAUUUAUAAAGCCUUCCUGAAGAUAAGUCAGUCCAGCACAACAAUUUUGUUGAAUACAAAGGCAACGUUUGUAAUGGUCUUUGAAGUAAGUUUCCAAUUUACACCAUAGUAUACAAUAAACAUAUUUAGUAUAUAAAAAAAAGGAAGCAAAUUUGCAACCCAAGACUUGGAGCACCAGGAAUGCUGUGAACUAAACUGAAGAAAAAGUCAUGAAAUAUUAAAACUAUUCAAGACUUCUUAGUAUUUUUGGAGUACAAGCUAAGUGCAGCAAACCUCCCAUGGAAUUAACAGUGCCUGUAAUUUUUACCUCCUAUGUCUGAAGGUGUAAUAGAGUGAUCAAGGGUCAGUUGGUAAGGUGUGACCCUUCUUUCUUCCUGCCUGCCAAAUUUCCCACUUCCUCCCCUCUUUGGAAGAAAAAAAAAAUCUCCCAAAUGUUUCUUCUGUUGAAAGCAAGACAGCUUCCUUAAGCAUGACUCACAUGGUGUUUAAGAUGGAUUCUCAUUUUUAACAAUAGCAGAAGACUUCAUCACACAGCUUCAGCUGUAUAAAUCUCUCUGUAAAUAGAUGCUGAAAUAAAUCUUUGUAGAAAAAUGUUUAAAGCCAAAUGUAAAUUUUCAUUAAUGGUAUCUUUACCUUUGGAAUAUGCAAAAAACAACCACUUUUUUUGUACUGAACUUCAGUCUUAAACCAUUCCUGGGUUUGAUAAAUGUUUGGUUUGGCAGGGAAUGGGGAAACCCGUUUUACACUCCUUUAUCCACAUGACUGGUAAGUAUUGGAAACAAGAAGUAACCUUUUCUCAUUGAAUAAACUGUGUGCACAUAAUGUUUAGCUCCUGAAGUGAGUUGCUUUGUUUCAUGAUGUUCACACAGUUUAUGAAACAGGACUUGCCUAGCUAGCCAACUUGUGCAAGGGCAUUUCGAUCCUGAAUCUUGUUUCUGAUUUAGUUAGUUGUAGCCAGCCUAAAGUCCUAAAGCAUGAAGCAUCAUGUUUUGUUUACUGGUAACGCACCUGUCAGACAUCCAGAAGCUAGAUUUGAAGCACUGAGUUUAAGCAUCCUAUUCUUAUUCUGAGGGAGCAUGUUACAAAGCUAACUUAUUGUGUAAAUAACUUUUUCUAACCAUCAAACAAAUAACUAAGUCAAUUGUUUGCUGGGAAGUCUCGGGAAAUUAUAUUGGUAGCCUUGAUCAAGUGGCACAUUAAUUUGUUUUUACUUUGACUAUUAGAAACAAUUCCUAUUGCUACAAAUGGCAAGAUUCAGAACCUUUAUGGACAUUCUACUGAUCUGGCAAAAGAGGAAAUGAGAAUGACUUACACAGCGGGAAAAAUCACAUUCUUCCUUUUCUACCACUUUUUGCAGUGGUUCUUGACCCUAAAUUUAUCCUAACAUUAUUUUUGUUGAAGCAGCAUGUUAAUGCAAAGCUAUUGGUUUGUUUAAAUCUCAGUGGUUCAAACAGCCAGACAAACAUUAUCACCUCGGAGUGAAUAAACACUAGCCUACUACUAACCGAUGAUAGGAACUGUUUUUUUCUUUAAAAAUGUAGUAAGUGUUUCUUUAAAUGAUCUUUAUGAUGAGACAAAUCAGUUUUGAGAAGCUGUGAAAAUCAUUUUUGAAUUUUUCCAUGAGUUUCCCUAUUUUAGAGGAGUUAUGAAAAAUGUUCGAUCGUGAUCUCAAAAUAGGCCAUUCCAACUUUGAAACAAAUGGUCCUUGUGUUCUGGAGUAGUUUGAUCUCACAGCGGGCCUGCUGUGAUGUUGGGCCACUUCUAAAAACUUUCAGAACAUCCCGUUUCAGGAUUGGAAUAUUACAUGACGGAAUGUUUGAUGUGCUCCUAUCCCAUUUCUUUGAUUUCAUCUUGGGAGAAGUAUUUCUCAAGAAAGGAUUUUUUUUCUCUAGACAGGUCUGAGGUUGGUCGUUUCCAGUCUUAAAAUAGAUGUAACUAAUCUAAUUAUACCUACAACACUGGUAAAAUGGGGUGUUGUUUUAAGUUGCAAGCUCUGGCUGUAAUCAUCUUUUAAAAAAGGAAAUCCUGUUGCGUUGUAUAGGUCAUGCUCAAGAAAUAAACCUUGGGCAUCUUUGCUAUAUACGCUCUAAUUCCCAUUUGAUAUUUUGGCUAUAGAAGAGAGUUUUUAAGUCACUCCCAUAUUUUAAACCAUUUCAGUUGGAGUUUGUACCAUGGGAGAGAUGCUUAAAAUUUGGAGCAACACACAUAUUAUUCCUAGAGCUAUAAAUUGGGUUUUUUCAGAUGUUAUUGCAACCUCAGGAUUCUUUCCAGAAGGAUCAGGCUGCUAAAUUAUCUUCCUUACUUUUUACAAUGAGGAGUUCCAUUUGAGACUUUGAUUCUGCAACACACUACCAAGUAAGAAGGAUUCUUACUGAAUCAGGAUAAAAAUCUACUUUCCAUCUCUGCUUCUUUUCCACAUUGUGAAGGUAGCAGAGAAAGACAUUGCUUCUAGUCAUGCCUGGGCAUCAUCUCAUCAAGACAUAUUGUCUGACUCCACCAUUCAAUUAAUCAUACCCAUGUAACAUUCUGAUGACUUAGUCUAGUUUACUUAAAUGUAGGUGAGGCAUUUGUUAAAUAGUAAAGACGCCAUGGUGCUCUAGAAAAUAAAGCGAAGACAAUUUGCUUCUUACACUGCCUGGUUUAGAAGGCAUCCUUUUAUUUUUCUGAGUUUCACAUUAAAAUUCAAAACACCUUUUUUUAAAAAAAUAGAAGCACUGUCAAAGUUUUUAAGUGAGCAGAAUGCGAGCAUCAAGUACUACUCACUUGUUUUGCAACACUCUACAAAACCCUGUAAAGCUGCUUAUGAACCAAUAGAAAGUUGUAAGAGUGGAUAGGAUAUUUCACUUUCACUGCUCUUCCGCAGAAAGGAAGGGUCCACAGAACUUGACUUGGUUCAAACUAGUUUGCUAUGCUAUGCGGAUAAAGCAUGCUGCAUCUGUACGUUUAUGUUCAGGCAGCCAGGGAGCAAAGUAUAAUACUUGCAACUUCUAAGAUGCUACCCCUUAGCAGAUAGAAAAUCAGUUUUUACAGCAUUGGUAUUAUGAUAGAAGAUGAUGACUGGAUGAUUCUUUAACUUUAAGGCUAUCUUAUGUUUGUUUACUUGGGAAUCAUUGUGCUGCAGUUCACGAGGCUCAUUUCCAAGUAAGCAUGUCUAGGUCUGAGAUUCAUAUGAUGUAAUCAUUUACGGAAAUAAUAUCUUCUGUAACAAAUAAGAUUUCCCCAUUGAAAUGUAAUUCUUGAUUGCUGCUUAAAAAAUCACAUAAGGACCUUGUUCUGGAAAAUAUAUUGUAAAUAUACUUGUCAUACCUUGAAUAAAUGGGUACUUUUUCUACUAA
Molecule: messenger RNA, 3902 nt
Organism: Python bivittatus (Burmese python)
Lineage: Eukaryota; Metazoa; Chordata; Lepidosauria; Squamata; Pythonidae
Gene: GOLT1B
Product: golgi transport 1B
Biological process (GO): endoplasmic reticulum to Golgi vesicle-mediated transport; retrograde transport, endosome to Golgi
Cellular component (GO): membrane; endoplasmic reticulum
Source: RefSeq, a predicted model, not a curated record